This is a messenger RNA of Miscanthus lutarioriparius, 1077 nucleotides long. The record is from the annotation of a GenBank genome assembly. Lineage: Eukaryota; Viridiplantae; Streptophyta; Magnoliopsida; Poales; Poaceae.
AUGGCAAGUGAGCACCACCUGUUCGAGAUUGCGGCCACCGGGCUCGACGGCAGCUCUCCUGGUCCUCACUUCAAGAUCUGUUCUGACUUGGACGACUCCUCAUGGUCUCCCUGCAUACAAGGCUACAACUGGCGAUGCGUCUACUGCACUGAUCCCGCUGCUGGUACAGUGUCCUUCACCCUCUGUCUUCCUUACAGCAGCACGCGCGAACCCACCAUGAACGCAUCGCUCAAGCUCAGCCUGCUCGACCGAGGAGGCCGGCAGGUGCCGUCCAGGACCCGAGCGAUCUCGUUCCAGAACUGCCUGAUCCAGCAGAUGUGGCAGUGGGAGUGUCCCGGCUUCAUCACCAGGGACGAUCUGCAGCGGCAGGAGUACCUUAACAAGGACGGCCGGUUCACCGUCCGGUGCGACAUCGCCGUCAAGCCCUUGGCGCCCAAGGGCGGCGUCUUCGUCACCGUGCCCCCGUCCGACCUUCACCGGCAUCUCGGCGACCUGCUGGCGCGUAAGGACGGCGCGGACGUCACGUUCCAGCUGGUCCCGGGCGGCGAGACGUUCUCCGCUCACCGGUGCGUGCUCGCGGCGCGGUCACCGGUGUUCAGAGCGCAGCUGUUUGGCGAGAUGAUGGAGAGCAAGAGCACGGGCGUCGUCAUACCGAUUGAGGACAUGGAAGCUCAGGUGUUCAGCUCCCUGCUGGCCUUCAUUUACAGCGACUCGCUGCCGGAGACCGCCGACGACAACGCCGAGCAAGACGGUGAUGACGACGAAGCGGUGGUGCUGUAUCAGCAUCAGCUUGCCGCCGCUGACAGGUACGGUCUCGAGAGGAUGAAGCUGGUUUGCCAGGAGAAGCUGUGCAAGCACAUACGUGCAGACUCCGUGGCGGUGAUGUUGGUUUUAGCUGACCGACACCACUGCCCUGGGUUGAAGGAGGCGUGCUUUCAUUUCCUCACAUCUAGUCUCAAUCUUGAGUCCUUCACUGAGACGGAUGGCUUUGAGGUGCUCAACGCUAGCUGCCCUGCUGUUCUCAAGGAGCUACUGGCCAAGCUUGCUACCGUUUUGAUCUUGAGUUUUGAUGAGUAG